Messenger RNA from Condylostylus longicornis, 1489 nucleotides. RefSeq names its product DNA replication complex GINS protein SLD5 (gene Sld5). NCBI's taxonomy places the organism in Eukaryota, Metazoa, Arthropoda, Insecta, Diptera, Dolichopodidae. Gene Ontology annotation, cellular component: GINS complex. Gene Ontology annotation, biological process: DNA-templated DNA replication; double-strand break repair via break-induced replication. The transcript has 4 exons. The record is from RefSeq and is a predicted model, not a curated record. The coding region runs from base 131 to 766 and encodes 211 amino acids.
UGGAAAAUGACUUUCUUUGACAAACGUCAUAAAUCAUUGUUUACAAACGAUAACAAAAAACCAUAAAAAUAGCCGUCCAUACAAAAAUUUUAAAUAUUGAUUGAAAAUAAAAUUUAUUAGAUUAAAUGAAAUGUCUGAAGACAUCAUAGACUUCGAAAGCGAUGAAGAAUUGAUAACUGCUCAAAAGGUAUUAGAAAAGUUACAAUGUGCCUGGCUGAACGAAAAAUUUGCACCUGACAUUUUACCUAUCCAGGAGGAAAUAAUAGAGCUUAUGAUGGGCCAAAUCUCACACAUGGAAGAAAAUAUGGUCCAACUAGAUAAAAAUGAUCUUAGAUACAUUGCUCAUAGAAUGGAAAUUGAGAGAAUCCGUUAUUUAAUUACAUCAUACUUACGUUGCCGGUUGAAGAAAAUUGAAAAAUAUACAAGUUACAUAAUAUCAGAAGAUGAGAAAAGUUCUGAAGAUAACAAACGUCUUUCACAGGGAGAAUUAACUUUUGCACAAGAACUAUUUGAAAACACUCAAAAUCUUUUUAACAGAAUAGCUUUGCAAUACAUGCCAAAUAUGCAAAGAUCAACGGCGGAUUGUGAUAAAACUGUUAGACCUAAUUUAAUGAGUCACGUUUUUCUUAAGGCUAAAACAACGGUAUCGGGUGUUGUAAUUGGUGCUGAUGAUGAGGAGGUUGAUUUAGCGGAGGGAUCUCAGCAUAUUAUACCUUAUCAACUUAUAUCAGAUCUAGUUUUAAAUGACAAAGUUCAGCUAAUAUAAAAUAUAAAAAUGUAAUUUUUGAUUUAAUUUUGAUAUUUCUCUUAACUAAUUAAAGCUGCCACAAAGAUAUUUGAUAUGGUCAGAAAUAUCGAGUUAAAACAUUGCAGAUAUAGAACUGUAAGGACUUACAUUUUUUUGACUUAAAAAAUUUUCUAUUUAUACAUAUUCAAUUGUGAUAAAGUCUCUUAAAUAGUCCUUUUCCAGAAUUUUUCAUUAUAUUCGAAAAAAAUUAUUGCUCAUUCUUUAUAAGGUUAUUGAGUUGAAGUAUGAAGAUGAUGAAAAUUUAAAGAAUCCGUUAUUUAAUUACGUCGUACUUGCGUUCCUAUAACUACAUUCCUUUACUAGAGAUGUACAUGAAUGUAAAUUAAAUUAAAAAUAAUUUUCUUAAGAAAAGGUUAUCUUUUAUAACCUUUAAAAUAUACCAAACCUUUUCGCUAAAAAACGUAAGCGUACACACCUUAUGUUAAAAAUAAGAAAGAACACAUAGACUUAACAUGCAUAGUUGUACUUAACAUUGAACAAGAUUCUUGGAAUAAAUAAAAAAUUCAAAUAUCACAAGUAAAAAUAAAUUUUUCUUGCUUUUUUAUGAAAUCUUUAAAUUUCCUUUAUUGCAUUCAAGGUAAGAGAAAGCAUAGUCUUAUUUUUUUUUUGUUUUUUUUUUUUUUGCUAAUCCUUUAGGUAUUUUCCACUUAUUUUCAAUUUUUAAAUAAAAAAAUGUAAAGA